Molecule: messenger RNA, 4131 nt
Organism: Danio aesculapii
Lineage: Eukaryota; Metazoa; Chordata; Actinopteri; Cypriniformes; Danionidae
Gene: epc1a
Product: enhancer of polycomb homolog 1 (Drosophila) a
Exons: 14
Coding region: 435-2618 (727 amino acids)
Biological process (GO): regulation of transcription by RNA polymerase II
Cellular component (GO): piccolo histone acetyltransferase complex
Source: RefSeq, a predicted model, not a curated record
UUCACUGGACUAACCAGAUCUUCCCAGGACUCUGUGUGUGUGUGUUGAGCUGGACUUCAUCGUAAAACAAACGUUUGCUCGCUACUUUAGCCAGCGGCGUCGAAUAGUUUAAAUGACGGUGAAAGCGGAGUGUUUACGCGACCAACCGCUUCCUUUACGCGCGGAUUAUUUACACCAUCGUCGGUUUUACGAAGACGGAUUUUCUGCGACAGAAAUGAUCCAAAUCUCAAUCCGAAGAGGAUGAGUGUGGAGUUGGACAUGCGUUUGCUGAAUAUACUUAUUUAUACAUUCAACAACUCCUUCGUGUGGCUUUGGGAAUCGGGUUUUGGCAUGUUUCAUAUAAAUUGUCAUCAUCCGCCGUGGUGGAAAAACGGGAACACCAUCUCCAGAGGGCGAUUUCGGCCCAGCAGGUGUACGGAGAGAAGAGGGAUAAUAUGGUGAUUCCUGUCCCAGAGGCCGAAAGCAACAUCGCCUACUAUGACUCGCUCUACCCCGGAGACUUCAAGAUGCCAAAGCAGCUCAUUCACAUACAGCCUUUCAGUCUGGAUACGGAGCAGCCGGACUACGAUCUAGACUUGGAGGAUGAGGUUUUUGUGAAUAAGCUGAAGAAGAAGCUGGAGGUGGAGGCUCUGCAAUUCGAGGAGAUGAUUGACAGAUUGGAGAAAGGCAGCGGACAGCAGCUGGUGACUCUUCAGGAAGCAAAGCUUUUACUGAAGGAGGAUGACGAGCUGAUACGUGAGGUGUUUGAGUACUGGAGCAGGAAGAGGAAACUGUCAAAAUACGGAUCCCUCAUCCCAAAUAUUAGGCAGGAAAAGCGGGAUGGAUCCAGCACAAAUGAUCCCUACGUGGCCUUCAGGCGCAGGACGGAGAAGAUGCAGACGAGAAAGAACCGGAAGAAUGACGAGGCGUCCUAUGAGAAGAUGCUCAAAUUAAGAAGGGACUUGAGUAGAGCCGUCACCAUCCUGGAGAUGAUCAAGAAGCGAGAAAAGAGCAAACGAGAACUGCUUCACCUCACACUGGAGAUUGUGGAGAAGAGGAACACAGUGCCAGACUUUGGUUCGGAGGUGAUGGCAGAAGCACUAGCAAUGGCAAAACCUGUUUACAAGAUUCCCAUAAUACCCUUCUCCAACAGCAGUCAGUACCGCCAUCAGGACCACACUGACUUUAAAGAAUACAAGACCAAGCCUGAAAAGCCAGAGGUGGUGAGAACAAAGAGGAAGUACGAGAAAAAGCCCAAAAUCCUGCCUCUCUCUGCACCAUUGCAUACUGGACCUUCCCAUUUUAACCCUAAAGACCUCAACCAGUACGACUUCCCUAGCUCUGAUGACGAGCCCUUCUCGCAGAUACACUCCGGCUCAUCAGAGGCCGAGGAAGAGAACGAGCCCGAUGGAGCGUUUGCCUUCAGGCGGAAAGCAGGAUGUGUUUAUCACGCUGCCCGUCUGGAUCAGAGCGGCGACUGGCCCUGGUCUGGAGAAGCAGACGGAAGGUCAUGUGACCCACGCUUUCGGUACUCUCUCACCACUCUCACCAUUCCCCGCCGCUGUGUCGGCUUGGCACGGCGGCGGGUGGGACGAGGCGGCAGAUUUCAUCUGGACCGGGCCUAUUCGGAUUUGAACGGAUUAUUCCAAAGUCUGGACACGGAUUCGGAGCCGGACUUCUCUUUCCCUGCUUCUCCUCUCCAUACGGAAAGCACUUCUCAGAGCGUUACCUCAACCCACACGUCCUCUACGCUACAAACCUCUCCAUCUUCUUCCUCUCACGCUGCGUAUUCAGACCUGAGACAGAUCCUCCGCAGCAUCAGAGCAUGUCGCUGGAGGCACUUUAAACCACGGACACUGAGCAGCCGGUCGGGCACAGGAGAUGCUCAGUCUCGGAGAGCGAUUAAAGGGUUAAUUCGGGGAGGCGCGGGGCCGGGUGGCAGCACGAUGGGCAGGACAGCGGGAAUGGGACCACCUGCAGUAGCGUUCACAGCUGAGCAGUAUCAGCAGCAUCAAGAACAGCUGGCUCUUAUGCAGAAACAGCAGCUGGAGCAGAUUCAACAUCAGGCCAACAACAGCGCCUCCAGUCAGUCUCUCGUGUCUAAGACGCUGGACUCGGUCAGCGCUCAGUUUGCGGCCUCUGCACUCAUGACCUCUGACCAGCUACUGACCCUGAAGGUGAAAGAGGACGGCGCGGGAGGUGGAGUUAACGGAGUCAUUCAGGCUUCAGGAGUUUACAAGGGAUUGAGCAUCUCCUCCACUUCCUCUUCUUCGCUCAUCACUAGCCAAUCAGCAUCGACUGCUGCCCCGCCCACCUUCCUCUCCUCCUCUACCAACUCCAACACAAGCUCCACCCACUCAGUCCACACCCCUAUAGGUAACCAUGGCAACAGCACAGCUAACUCCACCUCUCAGGUCCUGAUCGGCAACAACCUUCGUCUCAGUGUCACUGCGCCAUCCAUCGCCAGUCUGAACGCCCGCCACCUUCCCAGAAGCCUCAGCAACGUGCCGCCCGCUGCCUUGAAGCUCGCCGCCAGCAACUGUCAGCUUCCCAAAGCCAAUGCUGGGGAGAAGCACGAGCAAGAGAAGCAGUCGCUCAACAGUUUAGCAGAAAACACAGUGGCCAUGGAGGUGACGUAGUGACCGUUUCCAGCCCAGUCCAGUCUUUUGGUGCUGUGCAUCAGUUAAGUUUGGGGAAGCAAAAGGACAGCGGGUUUCCACUUCAACUGUCUGAACAUGACUAAAAAUUCAUCUCUUCCUUUAUUUUCGGCCCCGUUUUUUUUCUUUCUUUUUUUUUUUUAACUAUACGUUGUUUCUGUUAAGAGAAAAGUGAUGUGUAAAUUAAGAAUGCGGCUAAUAUUCAAUGUACAGAAACUACAUAUUUGUAAAAGCCCACCCCCACCACCCUUGUAUAUACGCUACUUGAAUACAGAACUGUUGAGUUUGUGAUGGUUUGCACUUUGGGAAUCAAAAAGAGAUCGUGAAUGAGGGGAAGAAGUGUGUGUGAGUGAAAAUGUGAGGUCCGAUAUAAAAGUGAGUGUGUGUGUGUGAAUAGUCAUGUGCAUGGUGAGGAAACCUGCUGUUCUACCUAUUUAUUGUGCUGUGUUUACAAUUGUUUUGUUAUUUUCUUUCGUUUAUUAUUAUUUGUUUGAUUUCGUACACUGUUCCCCCUCAGUUGUUUCCUGUGGUGUUGUAAGUGUUUAGGUAGCUGCUGAUUCCCCGAAGUUUCACAUUUUCAUCUUCGAAUUGAACGUUAACGCCAUCAUGAUUUUUAUUUGUUUUCUUUUUGAUUUUAUUGAAUUAAUUUGGGCCGUUUUUGAUGCCCUUUAGGUUCAGGGGUUUAUGGGAGGGCAAAUUUAUGUGGGUGGUUUAUAGGAAUCUUCCAUUAUUAUCAUCCCAAAAAGACAAACAAGGGAUGAAGUCUUCACUUCGGAAGCUUCCGCGUCAACUAAGCACUAUUUUAUUUUGUCGUCGUUGAUUUGUUGCUGCUUUUUGUAUAAAUCGUUUUUUGUUUUCAUACAGUGGAAGCUGUUCGGUUUAUCCUCGUUUUAUUUCUUUGUACAACAGAGUUAUUUUUGUAUCUUGUUUGUGUUUGUUUUCUUGCGGUGAAGCGUUUAUUUUUUUGCACUUCGUUUAAAGGAAGACUUCAUUCUUUGUUGCUGAACGUCACGCGCAGCGACUGCGUUCAUCAUUCCGGUGUAAUGACAGAAUUUAAGACCAAGAAGGAACAAAAAUUGAGGUGGAUGCCAAACUAACAUCAUCUCCUUGGCCUUCUUCUCGAAACACGCAUUAAUCCAGCAGACUCUGGACUUCAAGGCCUGAAAAGAAAAAAAAAACACAAGUUAAAGGUUGUGCCUUCCUUUGGGAAUGUCCUGCUCAGUCUCUUCCAUGAAGAGGAUGCUCGUGGACAAGGCCGCAGUGCUGCGGUGCUCACUUGUCCCGAGCUCAGAUCUCCAAUGCCCUGGCUGAACUGAAUCAUCCUCCUCCUCCAGGGGUUUUCUAGUCUGAUCUGGACGGAGGCCAAAAAAGAAAAAAAAAUAUGGAAAAUAUGAAAAAGAAAAAAUACUAUUGAAUAAGUUUGGGGGGAAAAUAAACCGAUAUGUGACAAUUCAAACAUGAAUCAGACAAUAAAGCCCAGGUUAUUAUAUGUGAA